GCGCGGCGUCGGCGAGCGGAGGCGUCGAGCGGCAUUCUCGCCCCGGCUGCGAACGACGCCGCCCGCCGACCCAGGCACGCGCUGACAGGGUGACAGCCGAGUGCUACUUCAGCAGGGAAAAGCAGGCGGAGCGAGGAUGAGGACCGCCAUCUGGGUGAUUUUGUGGCUUCGGGUGGUCUGCUGGGCAGCAGAAGAGCCGUCCAUCACUAUUGAUCCCGAUGGAGAAAUCCCAGUGGUUGAAGGAUUUGGAGGAAACAUCGAUAUUGUGGAAGAAGACGAUGUCCUUGUUUUAACAAGGGACAAUUUCUUGCAUGUUGUAAAUCCAAAAGAUGUUAUACUUGUUGAGUUUUAUGCACCAUGGUGUGGCCACUGCAAGUCUCUAGCCCCUGAUUAUGCAGCUGCAGCACGCGAGUUAAAAGAUGAUGGCAUACGGCUUGCCAAGGUGGAUGCUACAAAGGAGACAGAACUAGCAAAGGAACACCUUGUAUCGGGUUAUCCAACAAUUAAACUGUUUAAGAAAGGGCAACCUAUUGAAGACUAUUCUGGAGCAAGGACAACUCAAGGUAUAUUCUAUUGUAGAGUACUGCGCAUGCAUGCUGAUCCUAACUAUCAACCUCCACCCUCUGCUGUAAUGGUCCUAACUAGUGCUAACUUCUCAAAGACCAUUAAAUCUAAAGAGCUCAUCCUUCUUGAGCCAGAAUAUGAAGGAGCUGCCAAAGAGCUAGUGAAAGUUGACAUCCCACUAGCAAAAGUAGAUGGCCCAGAGGAGAAGGAACUUGCUGAUGAAUAUGGAGUUUCUGGCUAUCCAACACUUCUGGUGUUUAGAAAUGGGAGACAAUUUGACUUCAAAGGUCGGAGAGACUUGGAGGGAAUUAUAAAAUCGGUGCUGGAAAUGCACAAUAAUAUGGUUCGAACAGAUGCUACUGUCAUUGGUUACUUCACUGAGAAGGGUAACAUGUUUGAAGAAUACAUAGGAGCAGCAAAUGAGCUGAGAGGUAUAACUACAGCAACAUUCAAGGAUAUUGGGCUGUGGAUAGCUAAGAAGAGUGUCCCAUUAGUUGGUCAGCGUACGAAGAGUAACAAGGAUUUCAAUAUGAAACUAGACCUUUGGUUGUGGUGUACUAUGAUGUUAAUUUUUCACAUCAAUACACAGUUUAUUCGCAAUAAAAUCUUGCCAGUAGCAGAUGCAAAUAGGGGUAUCCUCUUUGCUAUUGCUGAUGAAGAGGAAUUUGAAGAUGAGAUCAAGAGCCUAGGGUUGGAAGAUUCUGGUGAAUCUGUAAAUGUUGGACUGUUCUCAAAUAACUUGAAGUAUCCUCUAGAACCUGAGGAUGAUUUUAGCUCAGAUGUAUUAAGCGAAUUUAUUGAUGAAUUUAAGGCUGCAAACCUAAAGCCAUUCCUGAAGUCUCAACCCAUACCCAAGAGGCAGGAGGGCCCAGUGCGCAUCUUUGUGGCCAAGAACUUUGAAGUGGAAGUUAUGCAGUCAAAGAAGGAUGUCCUCAUAGAAUUCUAUGCUCCAUGGUGUGGUCAUUGCAAGAACCUAGAACCAGUUUAUAAGAAAUUAGCCAAGCAUUUGUCAAAGAGUAAUGAAGAUGUUAUUGUGGGUAAGAUGGAUGCUACUGCCAAUGAUGUUCCUCCCUUGUUCAAAGUGUCUGGAUUCCCUACAAUCUAUUACCUAAGGGCAAGCGAAAAGGAUAACCCAGUGCCUUUCACAGGAGAGCGCUCUCUGAAGAAACUGAAGGAAUUUGUAGAGCAGGAGUCCUCCAUUUUUAAUAAUGUGGAAGAUACUCAGGAGGAGACUACAAAAGAUGAACUUUAGCAUCUUAAGAAAACUGAAAUCUGAAUGAGUAUGGGAGACUUAUUGGAACCAGUAUACAAAAUACAAAUAGAAAAAGGAAUUCCAAAUAGGAUAGUAACAAAGAUUAUUUAAGUCUUAAUUUCUAUGCACAGUUCAUAUCUUACUUUAUAAGAACAAAAAUAGAGACCUUUAAUUUUGGUAGUGCCUUAGUUGCACGUAGCACAAAUAUUUUAAUGUUAUUUCUGUCCAAGGGUCCUUAUUUUCUUCUGUGAUAACCAUGAGAUCUAAUCUGCAAUACCAAAGUCGGCAUUUACUAGUUUGAGAGUAUCGGUGCAUAACCUAGUGUCCUGUCGGUUAUCAUUGCUGCUUGGAAAUUAUUGUGAUGAGAAAUUGGUAUUUUGGUUGUGUAUUUAGUAGUGUUAUUAUUUUUGUGCUAUAUCCAUUCUCUGGAUAUAUAGGAUGAACUGAAUGGCACCAUCGUUUGUUUACAAUAGCACAAGCAUGAUUGUAUAUUUUUUUUGUUAACUUAUAGCAGAAAUUUGCUAUUUGUGAAACAAGUCAAAGGAAACUGUUUUGUUAUCUAAAUAUUUAGGUGAAUUUCAUGUUAUAUUAUUUCAAAUGUAACCAUGUAAUUUUGUGAUGGUAUUCAGUCGCAACCAUGACUAUAUUUGUAUUGAGCCAAUAUUUUUAAUUUUCUAAAAUAAAGAAAGGCUAUUAAA
Penaeus monodon (black tiger shrimp) is the source of this 2514-nucleotide messenger RNA. Its product is annotated as protein disulfide-isomerase A4-like. Gene Ontology annotation, cellular component: endoplasmic reticulum; cell surface. Gene Ontology annotation, biological process: response to endoplasmic reticulum stress; protein folding. Bases 137 to 1816 code for a protein of 559 amino acids. Gene Ontology annotation, molecular function: protein disulfide isomerase activity. The record is from RefSeq and is a predicted model, not a curated record. The transcript is spliced from 12 exons. NCBI's taxonomy places the organism in Eukaryota, Metazoa, Arthropoda, Malacostraca, Decapoda, Penaeidae.